Scatophagus argus is the source of this 2829-nucleotide messenger RNA. RefSeq names its product tumor necrosis factor receptor superfamily member 4. Bases 384 to 1265 code for a protein of 293 amino acids. Lineage: Eukaryota; Metazoa; Chordata; Actinopteri; Scatophagidae. The transcript is spliced from 7 exons. The record is from RefSeq and is a predicted model, not a curated record. Gene Ontology annotation, cellular component: external side of plasma membrane. Gene Ontology annotation, biological process: regulation of cell population proliferation. Gene Ontology annotation, molecular function: signaling receptor activity; cytokine binding.
AAAACUAAGGAGCGAUUUUAUUUAAAAAUCCACAGAAUCCUAAAACAGAUAACAGAGAGAGAGAAAAAUACAAAAGUCUUAACUUGUAAACCGUAGCGAAUUAUUGUUAUCCCUCUUAUUUUCCUUACGCGUGUUUUUUAUUCACAUUACAAAGUACAAAGUAUGACAUUAUAGCCUCAAUUCAUUGCAAUUAUCCAAAAUAUUUGUAGAAAAUAUGUCUAAAGUAAAAAGUGACGGGUAAACAUGCUAUUGAUGCUAUCUUAAAAACACGCGUGGGGGUUUCACGUCAGACCCUUAAAAAGGUGAUUCCCAGACUUCAGUGUCUUACUCUGCUGUUCUGCAUAGCUCUACCGUACAGGCAACGCUGAAGUAGGCUAUUGAAUAUGUUUCUGCUCAGUCUGCUUGUAAUCACUUUGACUUUUAAUGAACUCAUUGUCAGUUUGAAUGCCGCUUGCCCAAAAGGUCAGAGAGUGGGACUGAACGGUAAGGCUGCACGUUGCGAACCCUGCAGCAAUGGAACUUACCAGCCUGAAUUGAAUGAGUCCCAGCGGUGCAGAGUGUGUACAACGUGUGAUCCAAGUUCAGGGAGCGUUACUAAACAGAAGUGCACGAAAGAGACAAACACAAAGUGUGAGUGCCGUGGAGAAUUUGUGCCCUGGGACGACGACUCUUCCACUUGUAAAUGUGACGUUGGAUUUGGACUGGAUCACGGAGAAUGUUCAAAAUGUAAAGAUGGAUAUUUCAGCACAACUAUCAACUCAAGCUGUAAAAAAUGGAAAGAAUGUAAAUCAACAGGAGUGAAAAUUAAUGGAACCAGGAUCUCAGAUGUCAUCUGCAAUGAGGUGUCAGAGAGUAAUAUUGAUACCACUACAAUCCCCACAAACAAAAUUGUCUCUCUAAGUACACUCUUGACAUCCCAUCGUCCACAUGAGGGGGCUCAAACUCAGAAGAAAAGCACUACAAUCACCACCACCACCACCACCACCACCACCACCACAUCAUCUGUUCAAAGACACACCAUCAGCCCAGAGAUCAAAGGGGAACCCACCUUGUCAAACACUGGGAACCACAUCGUUUUGGUCCUCCUCAUAUUUGGAAUCGCUGGACUGCUUGUACUGACUGCCGUGACCUGCAAGCUGCAGAUUAUUCCUCGCGUGGAGAAACACCCAGGAAUAAAAAAAAAUGAGUCACUGUGUCGCAAGCCAGUUGAGGAAAGCGGCGAUGGCAGUCUGUCCUCUCUCAAACUGAAUCCAGGGGAGCCCUGAGAUGAAACUUUAAAAUGUGUCAACUUAUGCUGUGAAUUUUAAAACCAGGUAAUCAUCAUAUGAUUAAUUUCAGACUACUCAUGUAUGUUUUCUUUGUAUUGUUUUUUUUAAAGUCAGAAAAUACAUAAAAACUAUUUUCUCUAUCUGUAUUAUCACAGGGGUAAUCACUAUCUGUGUGGUCAAUAUUUGAUAUUUGUUUGUUCUGUAUAGAAUAAUGGAUGAAUUAUGUGAAAGCUUUGUGAGUUAUACCUCAGCUUUUGUCAUUUAACUGUAAAUCAGUUUAAAGUUAAGUAGUUUGUUACUCUAGCUGUUAUGCCUAUUAAUCAGCAAUUUCUCUUGAGUAACCUUGAUAUUUAUUACAGAAUUUGGAUAUAACAACCUCAGAGAUCAUGCCACUAAAUGCAAUCUCUUGUUACAAUGCACAUAUAUACUUUUUAUAUUUUCUGCUGCUUUUUGAGGCAUAUGGUGUUAUAAAAUGUGAUAUGAUUUAAUGGGACAAGUUUCAGAGAAGUAUAGAAACAACACUGUUGAUCCAAAUUAUUAUGAACUGCUGUAGCCUUAGAAAAAAAAACAUUUUUUGUUUCUUCCUGCAGUCUGUCUGUCUCUAUUUUUCUCAUAUUGUUUAUUCCGCUCUGUUCCACCAGUUGCUGUUUUGUUAAGAUGAGAACGGUAAAAAACAUGCUUUCAGUGGGUUGGGGGAGAUCCCCUUGUGGAGUUAAAUGUGCCUCUUUUUCCCUCUGAGAGAUAAUUUCUCUCAUGUUUUCAUUACAGUCGUUGGAAAGAUUGAUGUUGUAAAUAUGAGGACUUUCAUGUUGUUUAUACCUCACCGGAGACUUUCCCCAACAGUACAGUGAGGAGUCAUGAGAGCCUUCCCUCGUUGUUUUUAUUCAUUUAAAUCAGAUACACAAGUCUACUGAUCACAGGUGGCUUAAUGUGUAUUCGACAGGCUCCAUGUGACUGGUGCAGUCUGCUUGGAAAAAGCUGCACUUUCACUCCAACUUCUUGAUAUUCCACUGACAGUGCCCUCUGUUGAAUACUUAAGGGAUAAAAAUUGACAUUUCUUAUUUAGAAACAGUGGUAGGGAAGGUAUUUAGACCCUUAAAGUACUAAUACAACAGAGCAAAAUUACUGCUAGAAGCAAAAGUCCUGCUUUGAAAACCCUACUUACAUAAAAGCAGUGAAAUGUACUUAAGAUUUCUAAAGUAAAGGUGCUCAUUCUGUAGAAAAACGGACACUAUCAUCUAUCAGUGUAGUGGAAGAAGUUUUAACUCAGUUCAGUGGUUGGGUCAAUCUACAGGGUUACCAGAUAAAUCUGAAGGGUCUGAGAUGGUUAUGGGGUAGGAAAUAAAUAAGAAACAAAUACAAUUUCUUUUUUCAAUUUUCAUUCUAUUUUCUUUUUCUCUACAUUUUUUGUGAAAUAUUAACUGUGCAGUGCAGGAUGAGUAAAUGUACUUAAUCCCUCUUCAGAACUAAUUCAACAAACUACUUGUUGAAUAUAUUAUCUCUCAUACUUGUUGUCACUGUGAUGCCCUGAGAGUGUGUGAAUAAAGAAUUUAUAAAUGAA